CGGAAGCAGCGGGCGGAGGUGCCGCCCCGCGCGGGAAGGAGGUGGAGCUGCGGCCGCGUGGAGGGCUGGAAUUGCUACUAUCAGUGUGAGGACACUGGUGUGAAGAUACCAUAGUAAUAGUUCGUCUUAAUCACCAGAAUAAACUCCACAAGAUAUGGAAGACACAGAGCCAUGGUAUUCUCAGCGAGUGUAUGCAAGAUACUGGAAGCACUAUGACUUAGCUAUGCGCUGGAUGCAUAGACACCAGAAAGCCUACAGGAAAGCCAUGGAGUCCUUUUAUCACCAACCAUGGCAUCCUUCUACAACCACUCCAAGUAGCCGCUACUCAGAUUGGGAUGGGAAUGAUCUCCCACAUACCCAGAGCUAUUCUUCCAGCUAUAGCCCUCAUGGCAGAGAUCAGUACCGUGGGGCAGCUCAGCAGUACGCAGGUGCCCACCAGGGAAAGGAGGAUGGUGACUCUGAAAUGGAGGAAUACUCUGAGUCUGAAGGGGAGAUAGAAUACGACUUGAGUAACAUGGAGAUCACAGAGGAGCUUCGUCAGUUUUUUGCGCAGACAGAGAGGCACCGGGAAGAACUGCGAAGACAGCAGGAGCUGGAAGCUGAGGACCAGUAUGUGGAAGCCGAUCAAGACCUUCACCGAAGGACGGAGCGUUCUGCACAGCCACCUACAGAAAGGCCUGGGGAGAGGCGAAUGGCAGAAAUGAAGAAACUGUAUGGUGCAGCAGCUGCCAAAAUCCAGGCAAUGGAGGCUGCCAUGCAGCUUAUCUUUGAUAGAAACUGUGACAAAAAGCAGCCUAAAUACUGGCCCAUUAUUCCCCUUAAGCUGUGAGUAGCUAGACUUUGCUCUGACCUGACACAGAGGUGUAGGGUGGGUGCCUCAGGUUGUGCUGCCGAAAGAGCAAAUUGCAAAUUUUGGGUUUGGUUGGGGUUUGGGGCAGAGGCUGGCAUGGGCAGCAUGUUUCUUUGCCCUGGGUUCCUUUUACGCUGUCAGUCUGCGAUUGUCACAGUCUGUUCUACCAACAUACAGUUGUCAAAUAGUAAUAGAAGAGAUGGUAAUAUCAAAACUAUCUAAAGUCAUAGUUUCACUCAUUUAAUACUCACCUGCCUGGACUGUGCUUGCAAGAAACAACAACUUCUAUACUCGGUGAACUGGGAAAACUUAAAGCAAAGUGAAAAAUAAAAUGACUAUAUGGA
Cuculus canorus (common cuckoo) is the source of this 1194-nucleotide messenger RNA. RefSeq names its product gem nuclear organelle associated protein 8 (gene GEMIN8). The transcript is spliced from 5 exons. Bases 155 to 829 code for a protein of 224 amino acids. The record is from RefSeq and is a predicted model, not a curated record. Gene Ontology annotation, biological process: spliceosomal snRNP assembly. NCBI's taxonomy places the organism in Eukaryota, Metazoa, Chordata, Aves, Cuculiformes, Cuculidae. Gene Ontology annotation, cellular component: SMN complex.